Molecule: messenger RNA, 511 nt
Organism: Drosophila sechellia
Lineage: Eukaryota; Metazoa; Arthropoda; Insecta; Diptera; Drosophilidae
Gene: REPTOR-BP
Product: REPTOR-binding partner
Exons: 4
Coding region: 72-356 (94 amino acids)
Biological process (GO): regulation of DNA-templated transcription
Cellular component (GO): nucleus
Molecular function (GO): DNA-binding transcription factor activity
Source: RefSeq, a predicted model, not a curated record
UACCUUGAGUAUUUACGAAAGACGCAUAAUAACAAAGAGUUGCAAAGUUGUUGAGUUAUUUGAAAGUUAUAAUGGCUGAUAUGGAGAUGCAGAGCAACAAAAUGUCAAUAACGGAGGAGACACAAGCGCCGACGCGCAAAGAAUGCGGAAAAAGGGGACGAAAACCAGGAAGAAAGACGUCUACUGAAAAAUUGGACAUCAAAGCCAAACUAGAACGCAGCAGACAAAGUGCCAGGGAAUGCCGGGCGCGCAAGAAGCUGCGUUAUCAGUACCUGGAGGAACUGGUGGCAGAUCGGGAGAAGGCUGUAGUGGCUCUGCGUACGGAACUGGAGCGCGUCGUUAAUUCAAUGGAAUAACCAGUUGAGCGAAAGCAACACUCCAACCAACAAUGACCAGUUACUUCAGGAACUCGGAAUCCUCAAACAAGAAUAACCUACAUUUUAAUUUUUAGCUUAAGAAUAUUACUUUUAUAAUAAAUGUACGACGGUUACUAUUUAUAUUAUUACGAAAA